This is a messenger RNA of Entamoeba invadens IP1, 528 nucleotides long. RefSeq lists its product as hypothetical. The record is from RefSeq and is a predicted model, not a curated record. Gene Ontology annotation, molecular function: GTPase activity; GTP binding. The transcript is spliced from 2 exons. NCBI's taxonomy places the organism in Eukaryota, Evosea, Mastigamoebida, Endamoebidae. Gene Ontology annotation, cellular component: Golgi apparatus; endosome. The coding region runs from base 1 to 528 and encodes 175 amino acids.
AUGUCACCACGGAGCACCGUUGGAGUCGUUGUUUUAGGAAACAAGUCCACUGGCAAGUCACACUUCAUAUCACAACUCCAGAAGAAUAUUAACAACAACUCCAAAGGAAAUCAUAACAUGAGAAAUGAAUUAUUCAAAGAGGCCAUAGAAAUAAAAGAAGUGGAGGAUGAAUACACUGACGUCACAAAAACAUUCUCAAUAGCUAAAAUUAUGAUCAUUCUGUUCUCCGUGGAUUCUCAAGAAAGCUUGAAAGACAGCCCGCGGUGGAUAGGAUUUGGCGACCAUUACAUGUCGACACCGUACCUCAAAUUUCUUAUUGGGAACAAAUCUGAUAUUAAAAACAGAGCGGUCAAACAAGACGACGCAAAAGAUGUCGCCGCGAAGUGCAACGCAUUUUACUUGGAAGUUUCAUCGCUUACUUCUGGAGGAAUACAAGAAGUGGUUGACAUCAUAUCGUUGGAGUACUUCACUUUUCUGAAGACGUCCACAACAGUCCUCAACUCUCGUAACGCCUGUGUUAUUGUGUAA